Messenger RNA from Nematolebias whitei (Rio pearlfish), 882 nucleotides. It is a transcript of the gene smim36, whose product is annotated as small integral membrane protein 36. The coding region runs from base 83 to 406 and encodes 107 amino acids. The transcript is spliced from 2 exons. Lineage: Eukaryota; Metazoa; Chordata; Actinopteri; Cyprinodontiformes; Rivulidae. The record is from RefSeq and is a predicted model, not a curated record.
AGCUCAGCUCCUCUUCCUCCUCCGGUGGUCCCUGGUGGACCAGUCUUCCUCCCUGGACCCAGGUGAGAUAUGCAGGGUCAUCAUGGGUUUUAUGGAGUUCUACCUGGAGAUUGACCCCGUCACCCUCAACCUCAUCAUCCUCAUCGCCAGCUAUGUCAUCCUGCUCCUAGUCUUCCUCAUCUCCUGCAUCUUGUAUGACUGCCGUGGUAAGGACCCCACCAAGGAGUACGUCCCCGACAGCGCGACGGCGCCGCCCAGCCAGUCGCCCAUACGCCUGGUGGUCAUGCAGAACUCGCCCGCCUCGGGCCGCUGCGAGCCCAACAACACGUCGGGUCACGUUGCGCCGCCGACGCCGGACCUGAGCCGGGACCGAGCGGAGAGGGAGAAGAGGAGUACUCUGGUCUGAGGAGGAGGAAGGAGACGCCAUGACGGGCGGCUGCAGAACUUUGUGUUUUUAUUCCUGGACUCUGGACUCUGAACAUUCUGGACGUGUUGACGGUCUGCUGUGGAGUCAGAGGUCUUCCCAGAGAGAAUUCACUUCCCUUCAAAGACCCAGGACUUUUGCCAGGUUUGACCAGGGCCUGGUGAAGGAAUACCAUCAUUAUCAGGUCUUCUCCUGAACCAGAACCUCUCCAACUGGACCUGGGCAUCUGCUCCCACCUGACAGAGACACUGAAGGAGAUCUGAACAUUUUAUCAUCCAACAGAGGCAGCAGGGCGAUGCUCUAAGUGGUGCUGAAACUUUUCUGACCAGCAGAAGAAGAAACCGCUUCAUUGAGUUUCCUUUUCUAACAGGUUGGAAUGUUCUUAGACAAAUCUGAUUCAGCUUCUUUCAUGAGCUGGGAACACAAACAUCUGACUGGUCUGAGAAUCCACAAAUAAU